Molecule: messenger RNA, 2661 nt
Organism: Tripterygium wilfordii
Lineage: Eukaryota; Viridiplantae; Streptophyta; Magnoliopsida; Celastrales; Celastraceae
Product: protein NUCLEAR FUSION DEFECTIVE 4
Exons: 3
Coding region: 952-2472 (506 amino acids)
Cellular component (GO): membrane
Source: RefSeq, a predicted model, not a curated record
AAUUUUUAUUAUCAUGAAGCUUAGGAAAAUUAAUUUAGUUCUAGUCUUAGUUUACAUACUAUUAAUAGAGGGUCUAUUAAAAUAUGGUUUUUGGGUGGCUGCUUAAUCUUUGACCACACCUGAGGCUACCAAAGUUAACAUAAUUCAGUGUCUCUUAUAUGUCUCCUAUGGACAGCUAUUUGCAGUUGAACUAUGCUUUCCCAGCUAAUAGUAUAAAGUAUAAACUAAUUAAAAAGAAUAAAAACCAACUUGCAUUAUUAAAAAGCCAAUUUGUGAUGUCAGGUGUUGCUUGUAACAGAAAUGACACAAAUUCACCGAUAAAUUAUGGGAAGAGGACAGGAAUCAAAACAUUGAGAAACUAUGAAUACCUAAACCAUCAAAAAAAGACAUAAAAUUUCUGAACUAUAACUUCUAAUCUUAGUGGUUCAAUUUCAACCAUUCUUUUCUAGUUGGAUGGUCAAGAAAUUGUUUUCUUAUUAUCCAACCCAUAUGUUUGUUUUAGGAUGGCAUCCUACUGACUGCACCAUAAUUCAUAAAUAGUGAGAAGAUGAAGUUGUUUUGGUUUGAUGACCAUCAAAAUAAAUGCGCAAUGCACAUAUUCCCGUCUUCCCCUUUUCCUACUUUGUGUAAGUAAACACAUGUUCAACACAAAAAAUCACACACAUACACCACAUGCCAGAGGUGAAUAUUUUGUUCCCUCAUGAUGCCAUCACAAUAAGCCAAAGGUUGAUACCUACUGUAUUGGCUAAAAGCUUCUUGGGAAGUUUGUAUCCUAGAAUCUUCCUUCAGUCUUCCACCAUAUCCUGCCACGUACAGGUUGACAUGUGCUGCCAAAUUAAUUAUGUCUAUGUGCAUAAGUACUUUUUUGGGGCUUUGUAUAAUUGUAUUGUCCCUCAUCUGUCAUGGUUUUUGUUUUAAAGGCUUUUUAUUUUUAAUGUUUUUGUGGUUGGGAUGGUGAGGUGGCUGAUUUCCCUGCUACUCUUUUGUGUUCUUCACGGUACUUUUGAGGAGAAUAAUAAUUUUAGCCUAACAUGGUACUGCACAAUUUGUUCCUUGCUGGAAGAAGGUGCAAGGAAGGUGUUUCUUCUUUGUCUAUUGGCGGGAUGCAGCAUCUGUUGGUUCAACACUGUUUGUUUCGUUCUUUGCAUAAGGAAUUUCCCUGCUAAUCGUGCUCUUGCACUGUCGCUCACCGUUGCCUUCAAUGGCGUGAGUGCGGCCUUAUACACCCUUGCCGGCAAUGCAGUUGAUUUAUCCUCCAAUUCAGUAUAUCUGCUCCUGAAUGCCUUCGUGCCCCUUCUAACUUCCUUUGCUGCGCUACUUCCAAUUCUUCGCCAACCAUCUUUAGAUCCCCUUCCCCCUGUUGCGGUUCGCCGUGACUCUCUAAUCUUUCUCAUUUUGAAUUUCUUGGCCAUCCUAACUGGUAUUUAUCUCCUCUUUGGAUCAAAUUCAUCAGAUGCUGCGAAAGCUCGUCUCCUCUUCAGCGGAGCCAUUUUUCUUCUCAUUUUCCCAUUAUGCAUCCCCGGUAUUGUCUAUGCCCGUGACUGGUUUAAACGUGCCAUUCACUCUAGUUUCCGCCUUGAUGGCUCUGGCUUCCUUCUUGUGGACGAUGAGGACCUUGAGCUUCAUAAAGAGUUGCUCACGCGUGAGACGAGCAAUCACGGGAAUGGAUCAGCUGUACGCCUCUUGAGUAGUGAUGGAAUCACAAGACAGAAGAGCUAUGAUGAAAAGGAAGGAUGUUGUGAGACCAUGAUUGGAAAGGAUCAAUUGGCGAUGCUUGGGGAAGAGCACCCAGCUGGGCUUCUUGUGCGUAGAUUGGAUUUUUGGCUAUACUAUAUUGCAUACUUCUGCGGGGGGACAAUUGGUCUUGUCUACAGCAACAAUCUAGGCCAAAUUGCACAGUCACUUGGACAAGUUGCAAAUACUACGACGCUUGUCACUCUCUAUUCAUCCUUCUCAUUCUUUGGUCGCUUACUUUCUGCAGCUCCAGACUAUGUCCGUGCAAAAUUCUACUUUGCCAGGACUGGGUGGCUAACUGUAGCCCUUUUGCCAACACCGGUUGCCUUCAUUUUGCUUGCAGUAUCAGGCAGUGCUAUGGCAUUGAACGUAGGCACUGCGUUGAUUGGGCUGAGCUCCGGAUUCAUAUUUGCUGCUGCUGUUUCAAUAACAUCCGAGCUGUUCGGACCCAACAGCGUAGGCGUCAAUCACAACAUUCUCAUCACAAAUAUCCCAGUUGGGUCACUUAUUUACGGUUUUCUUGCUGCGAUAGUUUAUGACAGUAAUGUAAGUUCUGGUCUCAAAAACAUCAUCAGUGACUCGGUGGUAUGCAUGGGGAGGAAAUGCUAUUUUUUGACAUUUGUUUGGUGGGGAUGCCUAAGCAUUCUGGGGCUAGUUUCUAGUGUCCUGUUAUUCAUGAGGACGAGACAUGCUUAUGACCAUUUUGAGCGAAAUCGCAUAUCAACACAACUCUAUUAACAAUUUCCCUCAUGCUCACAUAGUGGUUAGUCUCAAGUAGACAGCAUGACCGGGAGGCACAAAAUUGUAUAGAUAUAUCAGUUGCUUGUAUUGGCUCCAAACAAUCUUUGUGUACUUCUGUAUGAAUAAAUUUUGCAGAGAGGAGCUCUUUUACGGAAGGUAGAUCUACAAUACCGAACUUUUAUCUUA